UAUUCUUGUUUCAUUUUUUCGCAAAUAGCAAGUACAGCCAAAUCGCGCGGGGAUUAUGAUGAGGCUGUCAACUUUUAUACGAAAGCAUUGCAAGAGGUCUUCCCGUACUGCGAAUUGUCUGCAAUAUUAUACUCAAAUCGUGCUAAGGCCUUGGGAUGCCUUCAAAUGUACGAAGAGAGUUUAAUAGAUAUCGAUAGGGCGAUCGAAAUUUCUACCAAUACCGCAUUAACUAAGCAUUUCAAAGAUACAAAAAUGGAUUUGGAAAAAAAAGCUUCUCGUCCGCAUACGAAACAAAAUAACAGAAAUCACUUCGAGGAUAUACCAUCGCUAUCGCACAACGAAAAUAAAGAUAUUCCUGGUAUGAGCGAUGCUGUUCGCUUGGUUCAUAGUACAAAAUAUGGUGUAAAUUUUGAAGCGACGAAACCCAUCGGCACUGGAGACGUCAUUCUAAUCGAGAAACCACAAGUAACGUCUAUCAUUCAAACAGACGUUGAUGUUGCACGUAUGUGUUACUAUUGCCUAAGAGAUUACAGAGCAUUACUUCCAUGUGAACGGUGCAAUAGCGCGCUAUAUUGUUCGAAAGAAUGCCGUGCAAAAGCAUACGAAGAAUACCAUCGAUUUCAAUGCAACUCUAAAAACUUCCCAGAUGAUGUUCAAUUUGUAAUAAUCUUGCUUAUGAAGAUUACAGAAAACGGCGAAAAACUUGCAGAAGCCAUUAAAUAUUGCGAGAAGCUCGAUACUAUGAGCUCAGGAAGAAAACUGUGUGGUUAAUG
Molecule: messenger RNA, 773 nt
Organism: Bombus impatiens (common eastern bumble bee)
Lineage: Eukaryota; Metazoa; Arthropoda; Insecta; Hymenoptera; Apidae
Product: SET and MYND domain-containing protein 4-like
Exons: 1
Molecular function (GO): protein binding
Source: RefSeq, a predicted model, not a curated record